CGUGUUAACCUGGCUGUUAGUCGUGUCCUGUGUCGUUUCAUAUUUCAUCCUGCAGGUGGCGCUGUCAGCGCCUACACAAGAGUAGAGUUGUCCAACAUGUAGUACCUUGAUAUUUGGAGUUAAAAGCCUUUGCUGUGCUUUAAAAUGAAGUGUAGUUGUGAAAAAAAUUCUACGUCUGCAAAGGAGGAUCAUCGUUCCCACGUGGACAUGCGGAGGUACCGGUGGCCAGGAUACGAGACGCAGCUCCUUAAAGAACUGCAGAGACAACAGAACGCCACCCAGUUCUGUGACACGCUCUUACAAACGGAGGGUAUCUCCGUUCCGGCCCAUAGUUGCGUCCUCGCGGCUCUCAGCCCGUACCUGUCCCGGAAACUGUCCGCCUCGCCGUCGCCCGCGCCGGGACAGAAACGUCUGCUGCAGCUGCAGCCUGUGAAGGCCGGGACGCUGCUGAAGCUGGUUGGUCUGCUGUACUCUGGGAGCCUGCAGGUGGACGGGGACGAGGAGCAAAGGGAUGUGCUGGCUGUGGCCCACGUCUUCGGCAUCAAAGAGCUCGCGGGAGGAGGCGAAGGUGGGACGAUGGAGGAAGAGUUCCGGGAGAAGAUGCGGCUCCUCGGGAGCUUCAGAGAGAACAGCAGUCGCGCAGGAGGCGAAAGCAGGAAGAUGCAGGACGCAGAGGUUCAGGUUGAGAUGGCAGGAAGUGGAGAUGUGGAUUCUCCAAAUUGUAUGGCGACAGGCCAUUGUUUCACUUCAGGCUGUGCUCCAUCUGUAUUUCACCGCGUGGAGGUUCCGAGCGUGUCGCGACCCCAAAGCAUCACGACGGAUGAGGAGUUUGGCUUCAGUUCUGGUCCAAUCGCUCCUAUCGUGACCUACCGAGCACUGAAUGAUGCGACGGCCACAUCAGGCCGACCCACAACUUCAGCUUCGCCCAGCAACACAAUGACCUUCGCACAUUCCCGCGGUGACGACACAAACCCCACUGAAGAACAAACACAGCAACGCUCCGAGGAGCAUUGUGAAAGCCUGCAAGAAAAGGAGGAGAACACAGGACUGGAAGGAAAAAGAAUUGGACCAACGCUUGACAGCAGAGAAGCUACAGACGGGCCACGUCGAGCCAAGAACGUGGAAAGUGGAAAUUCUACAGAAAAGAGGAAUCCACGUUCGAAUGUAGGAAAGAACCUGGCCAAUAUGAAACAAAUGCAGAUGUUAGAGACCACCCAGAUUUCCAUUAAGGUGAAGCUUAGGAGGAGGACUAAAGGAGAAGUCUGGGAGGUGGUAAGCCAGCAGGAUGCAGAGGAGACCUUGACAGUUCUGGCCUCCCACAAAAAGGAUGGGUUCAACCGCAAAAGGCUGCAGAAGAACCUGCCGCCCUGCAUUGUGGAGCCAGAUAUUCUGAAUCUACCCCCUCACCCAAACACUUGUUGUGGCUGCCAGACACCUUCUUGUGACUUCAACCUAAAUCAAAAAGAUGAUCUUGCUUCAACGUCAUGUGCCCAGCAUCAGGAGUCUGAUGAGCAGAUAGAAAAACUACUGGAGGACAUAAUGAUGGGCCUCAACAUCCUGCCCAACGUGGAGAAGGAGGUCAGGAAGUCUCACGACCCUGAACAGGGCCUUGUCGGAGCGCUGACCUCGGGUCAGGUCCCUGCGACACUGAACAUGCCAGAAUGCGGCCAAGUGCGUCCUGCUGUCAGUGUGCCAGGCUGCACCUUUUGCCAGGAUCUGGGGACAAGCAGUUGCCAUUCAGUAUCAGCAACGGGUACGAAACCAUCUUUGGAAACUCCGAAGCCGCCUGACAGCAGCCUAUCAGUGAUACAGCUGGACAGCGUACAGCAGCUGCAGUGCAUUGCAGACGGGACAUGUUGUGAGAGCGCGUCACUGUCCAAGAGUCAAGAAUGUCUUCAUGAAGAAUCCAGAACAAAAUCAGUCACACAUCAGGAAGCACCUGGACAAGACACUGAGCACAUCCAACAUGUAGAUCAUGCCCAUGCCAGCAACAGGCCUCUCUACAUGAGCGACCGUGGCUCACAGAAAACCCUGGAUGCCUACGGCUUCCUCCUGGUGCCAUCACUCGCAUGAAAAAGCGAGAGCCUUGCACUAUGAAGCACUUGGAAAAGAGAGGAACAAUAUCUGGAUGGCAACAAGAUGGAGCAGAACCAAACUCAGAGCCCAGGAAGAUAGUGGAGAGUUUAAGGUGUAAACAGGCCGGCACAUCAGGAGAACCUGUA
Molecule: messenger RNA, 2222 nt
Organism: Betta splendens (Siamese fighting fish)
Lineage: Eukaryota; Metazoa; Chordata; Actinopteri; Anabantiformes; Osphronemidae
Product: translocase of inner mitochondrial membrane 10 homolog (yeast)
Exons: 7
Coding region: 145-2073 (642 amino acids)
Biological process (GO): positive regulation of transcription elongation by RNA polymerase II
Molecular function (GO): protein binding
Source: RefSeq, a predicted model, not a curated record